This is a messenger RNA of Sebastes umbrosus (honeycomb rockfish), 1703 nucleotides long. RefSeq names its product heat shock protein 14 (gene hspa14). The record is from RefSeq and is a predicted model, not a curated record. NCBI's taxonomy places the organism in Eukaryota, Metazoa, Chordata, Actinopteri, Perciformes, Sebastidae. Gene Ontology annotation, biological process: cellular response to unfolded protein; protein refolding. Gene Ontology annotation, molecular function: ATP hydrolysis activity; ATP binding; misfolded protein binding. The transcript has 14 exons. Gene Ontology annotation, cellular component: cytoplasm; ribosome. Bases 70 to 1590 code for a protein of 506 amino acids.
CUCCGCCGGAAGUUGUUCGUGGGAACCGGAAGAGGAGCUUCAUGCGCGUGGUGCCGGCAUCUCUCCAUCAUGGCGGCCAUCGGAGUUCACUUCGGCUACACCUGCAGCUGCGUGGCGAUAUUCAAGGAUGGACGGGCUGAUGUGGUGGCUAAUGAUGCAGGAGACAGAGUGACUCCAGCUGUGGUGUCCUACAGAGACACUGAGCAGAUUGUAGGUAUUGCAGCAAAGCAAGGACGGGUCCGCAACGCCGCCAACACAGUUGUUAAAGUGAAACAAGUGCUGGGGAGAAGCUUCGAUGAUCCAGAGACACAAGCUCACAAAACAGAGACCAAGUGUCAGGUGGUCAACAGAGGGGACAAGCCUUCUUAUGAGAUUACAGCGGGAGAUCACCCAGAGUAUGUUGCUCCACAUGAUGUCGCAAAACUCAUCUUCCAAAAAAUGAAAGAAACAGCUCAGUCCGCUCUGGACUCCGAUGUCACCGACGCCGUCAUCACCGUGCCUUUUGAGUUUGCACAUGCUCAGAAGCGUGCUCUGAGGAAGGCCGCGGAGGCUGCAGGUUUCAAUGUACUCAGGCUGAUCCACGAGCCCGCUGCUGCUCUGUUAGCCUACAACAUCGGACAGGACUGUCCUUCUGGGAAGAGCCACGUUCUAGUGUAUAAGCUGGGCGGGACGUCCCUGAGUGUGACAGUGCUGCAGGUCAACGGAGGAAUUAUCCGGGUUCUCGACACCCACACCGACCACAGCAUCGGAGGAGAGAGCUUCACCCAGGCUUUGGCCCAGCACCUCGCCGCCGAAUUCAAACGCACCUAUAAGCAUGACGUGAGCAGUAAUGUCCGGGCGAUGAUGAAGCUGAUGAAUGGAGCCGACAUGGCCAAACACUCUCUGUCCACGCUGGGGUCGGCCAACUGCUUCGUUGACUCCCUGCACGACGGCAUGGACUUUGAAUGCAACAUCUCGAGAGCUCGAUUUGAGCUACUCUGCUCGUCACUCUUCAACAAGAGCAUCCAGCCAAUCAGACCCCUGCUGGAGAAGGCGGGACUCCCCACCAGCGACAUUAACAAGGUGGUUCUCUGCGGAGGCUCGGCCAGGAUCCCUCGCCUCCAGCAGAUGAUCCGCGACAUGUUUCCUGAUGUGGAGCUUCUCAACUCAGCACCUCCCGAUGAGGUCAUCGCUGUGGGAGCAGCCCUGGAGGCCGGCUUACUGGUCGGCAAAGAAAGCCUCGCCCCGAACGAAGAGUCUGUCACAGUGGAUGUUUCUGUCUCUGACAUACUAGUGAAGGAGGUGGACGAAUCAGGAGCUGAGGUGUUCACCGUUCUCCUUCCGUCGGGCACGCCGCUCCCCGCCCGCAGACAUCACGUCCUGAGCGGAGGGGGGGAACUAUCCUCCCUCUGUCUGGAGAUUUACCAGAGAUGUGUCACAGAGGAGCCAGAAAAGCUAGCGAAGAUUGUCUUGAAGAACCUGCAGCCCAAAGAGGAGAACCACGACAUCGACGCCGUGGUGACCAUGAAAAGGGACGGCUCCGUUCAUGUGUCCUGUGUAGAGCAGAGCAGUGGAAGGCCAGAGGUCGUCACCAUAGCAGCUGCAUCCUGAAGCUGCUGGUUUGCAAGUCCAAACCGCACACCACCACACAAUUUCAGUGCAAUGUUCUGUUUGUUUAGUUUUUUUCUCACUCAAUAAACAUAAUAAAACCCAAACUAUAUGCU